Messenger RNA from Moesziomyces antarcticus, 576 nucleotides. RefSeq lists its product as uncharacterized. NCBI's taxonomy places the organism in Eukaryota, Fungi, Basidiomycota, Ustilaginomycetes, Ustilaginales, Ustilaginaceae. The coding region runs from base 1 to 576 and encodes 191 amino acids. The record is from RefSeq and is a predicted model, not a curated record. The transcript is spliced from 2 exons.
AUGGCUGCAUCCGAAAACUCCGACCCUACCAAGCCUUCUUGCUUUAAACCACUUAAGAGCAGCAGCAAGCGCAUUGAUGGAGCUCGCCGAGCUGCACGUCGAAGAUCAUCUUACCGUCUGCACUGGACAUCUCAAUUUGCAGAUCGUUCCGCUCCCCAUGCUUUCCCGCCUUGCCUUACCUCUGAAGGUGGCGCUCUACGAAGGGUUGGGCUUGCCAAGGAACUCGAUGCGCCAGCGCAAGCUCGAGUGCUCCGGAGUUUCUGUGAACGCAGCGUGGAGUGGGAUGCGCCUGGCUCGGUGUUUCGCGUGGCUUCUCCGGGUCUGCUUAGACCCUGCAUGGUGCGAUCCAUGGACGGUGCAGCCUCGCAGCGUGGGAUAGGAGUCUCAGCCUCGCCAAGCCAUGCCAUCCUCCGUAUACGCGCCCGGAAGCCAGCACGCCACGCCAAUGAUGCCCUCGGACUUGCCGGCAGCCCCAUGCGAUUUCGGCAGCAUCGCGGCUGUCGCAAGCCACCGGAGCAGGUGCGGCUUGGCAGCACUGUAUGCGUCAAAUCUCCGCACCCGUUCUCGGCACUUUGA